AUGUAUGGUCAACUGAAAACGCAGGUUGUGUACCACAAAGAACAUCUACUGUUUAAGUAUGAUGUGGAAGUGUGGAAACAUGAGAAGAGAGGCUACAAUAAGCUUAAGCCCGUCGUGGAGCUUACGAAUCAAGAGGAUAAGUAAGUUUUUUCUAUUUUUUUCAUUUUUUAGACAAUAAAUAGACGAUUCAAUGUUUUUACUAGCUGUAUAUACGUAUUAUUUAUGCUGGGAAGAAUUGAAAAUGUCAAUUUGUCCGAUUUUACAGGUUUUAUAAGUUAUUUUUGGCAGUAUGUUCACUAAUUUGAAAAAUUUUUAUGUUAUCUUAUUUUUAUCAUAACUUUUUUGAAAAUAUAGUUAAAGACUUGAAACUUUGCGUGAUUAAAGGUCGUUUAUAAAGCUCAGUAUAGCAUUAAAGAAAAUUUUAAAUUUUGAUAAAGUUACGAAGUUACGGUAGUUUUAGUAAAGGUUACUUUUUCAAAGUUUGACAAAUAAUUUUUUAAAAUUAACGUUUUUUUAAGCUUAAAAAUGUUUGUUCAUAAGAGAUUCCAGUACAUACUGUUAUAUUAAUGUAUGUUAUAGUACAAAAUUUAUGUAAUAAAUAAUUUUUUUUCAGACCGACAAGAUCAGAGAGAAUUGUAUUGCGCACGGCUUUGGUCGAUGAAGUAGUAGGAAGAAGGAAGGUGGACUAUUUGUAUGAUGGUAAACAUCUUUUGUUUACGACUGAACCCAUUCUGGCUAAAAAAGAAGUUGUCUUAAACUUCAAAGAUGGCUACGGAGUUGCUGGAGAUUAUCACGUCGAGAUCAGCAACGAAUCCCCUCAAAAACAGGGGGAUUUGAACGACAACCUUCUGAUGACUUUGUUGGAGAUUGGUACUUCAAAGCCGUUCGUUAAGCUGUUUGGUUUUGAGCUUCUACAACGUUCGGUCAUGUUCGACAACAAUGAAUCUGGUUGGGUCGACGAGAGAACUGGGAUUGCUGUUCGAAGGGCUUACAAGAAGCAGGCAGAAAUCCUUCCCAGUUUUGAAGGCAACUUGGGUCUUGCCAGCAUCGUGGUGAUUGACAGUAAGUUUUGUUUAUUUUGGUAUUGUUAUUUGUAUGAAAAUCGCCAUUUUGCGCGUUUUUAUAAUAUGAGGUUUCUGAUACAGUGGCGGCAAAAAAAAUGGGACACGACGGUUUCGAGUGUAACUUUCUUAAAACUGAACGAGUUAGGCUUAAAAUUUUUGUGACUUUACAAUAUUCUUUUUUCAACAAAGUUUCAAAAAAAAUUUUUUUGUUGAUUCAAAAAAUUUACUGUAAUUCUACCGUACCCUACAAUUCCGAAUUAUAUGCAUAAUUCUUUUUAAUUUGAAGAUGUACGUUUUAUAGAGCCUAAAAAUUUGUACAAUUUCUGAAAGUUUUGGUUUUGAACGUUUUUAAAUGCCACAACUCAUGAACAAAAAAAAAUUGAAAGAUACAACUUUCAGAACUUGUACAACUUUUUAUGCUCUUUAAAACGUACAUCUGCGACUUUUUAAAAAAAUUAUGCACAUUUUUCUAUAGGGUACGGUUGAAUUACUGUAACUUCGUUGAAUCGGUAAGAAAAAAAUUUUUUUUUGCAAUUUUGUUGCCAAACAGAAUAUUGUAAAGUCACAAAAAUUUUAUAAAUUUUAAGCCUUAUAAGGCGCCUUACUCUUUUAGUUUCAAGAAAGUUCUACGCAAAAUCGUCGUGUCCCAUUUUUUAUUGCCGCCAUGGUAUUUCAAAUUUUUUUUUUACAUUUUUCAAAAAUUUUUUUUAAUUUUAUCAAUUUCAGUAAAGCAUGAGGCCUUUUAUGGGCUUCAAACCCCUCUAUUUUUACACGACCUUCUCAGAAAACGACUGUUUUUUGGAGAAACUGUGAAAAAGUUUGAGGAAAACUUCGAAGGAGUAAUCCUUGGAGUAAAAUACGACUUAUCCCAGCGGGUUAAGUUUCAUCGUUUUUCAGACGUGCCAAUUGGCCAAUUGGUGUAAGUUUUUGGUAAAAAAAGUUUGAAGUUUUAAAAUAUUUUUUUUUGAAAAAAAUUGGGUCUAAAACAUGAAAAAAGUUAGUUUUUUUGAACUUCUUAAAUUUUUUUUUGAACUUUUUAAAAAUUUUUAAUGUUAAUAUUGUCUUUCAGGGUAAACGGCACAAAUCAAUUAGUGCCAGCUUUUCUAUACAAUAAAUAUGGAAUUGAGGUAAAAAUGGCUUUUCCGGCGAUGGUAACUGAAGAAGGCCAAUAUUACCCAAUGGAGUACUUGUUCCCUAUAGCUGGGCAGUUCGCAAGUAAAGAGGCUAGGCGUGGAACGAAUCUGCAAAAAGUAGGCGUUUUUGAAGGUUUUUGAUUUUUUUUUGAAAUUUAAUUUUUUUAAAUUAAAAUUUUUUAAAUUUUAAUUUUUUUGAAUUUUUAAAUUUUUUUUUGAAAUUUUAAUUUAAUUUUUUUUUAAUUUUAAAGAAAUUAAAGGAUUUUUUAAAAGUUUUUAUGUUUUAAGAAAGUAAAAAUUGUUAUUUCGGUUAAACCUAUUUUAAAAAUUGUCAUUUUUAGCAUCUGGAUGAAGUAGAAAACUUCAAACAAGUCAGGGGAAUCCAUAGUAUAAUGAGAGAUCACAGUGCCUUUUUUGAAAAGUUUGGUAUCUUCCUCAAAGGCACGACAAUGGUCGACGAAUCCUUCUAUUCGGAUUCGGGAUAUGCCGAUUCUUUGGAUCUCAGAUCAAGAUGUCCAUCUGGGUAAGAGGUUUUUGAAAUUUGAUCGUUUAUGUAUAUGUCAUAACUUGUCCUUGUUUUAAAAAAAUCAUUAGUUCAGUACUAUUAGGUGCCGACAUAAAGAACCCGCCAUAUUUUUCUUGUAAUUCCCUGUAAAAAAUGGCGGGAUCUUUAUGUCAGUACCUAGUAUUAUAGUAUGCAUUAGGUUGUUUGAAUAAUUCUGGGCCUCUAACUCCGGAUAUUUGAUUUGAUAGGGGCACAGCAUUAUUUGAACAACUUAAUAGUAAAAGUAGGCAGUUUAUAGAAAGACAGUUUAUUUAUAGUCGGGUUGGUAAAAAAUCUUUCUCAGGGGGGGGGGUAAAAAUUUUUUCUCAGGGGGGGGAGCGUAAAAAUUUUUUUCAGGGGGGGGGCUAAAAAAUUUUUAUUGGAUUUUAUUUUUGAAAUUUUAGAGAAUUCUGA
Molecule: messenger RNA, 3155 nt
Organism: Bursaphelenchus okinawaensis
Lineage: Eukaryota; Metazoa; Nematoda; Chromadorea; Rhabditida; Aphelenchoididae
Source: the annotation of a GenBank genome assembly